AUGCUGGACGUGUUGUGGAGCGACCCGCAGACGUCGACCGGCUGUUGCCCCAAUACGUUCCGCGGCGGCGGCUGCUAUUUCGGCCCGGACGUGACGGACAAGGUGCUGCGCCUCAACCAGCUGCAGCUGCUCAUCCGCUCUCACGAGUGCAAGGCUGACGGUUACGAGUUCACCCACGACGGCAAGUGUCUGACUAUCUUCUCGGCGUCCAACUACUACGGCCCCGGCUCGAACCGCGGCGCUUACGUGGUGCUGCAGGGUGCUGAACUACGGCCACACUUCGUCCAGUUCACUGCCCAAACCAAGGCCAAAUAUAUCUCGAUGAGGCAGCGGGUAGGCGCGUUGGAGGCCUCCGCCUUGAACGAGCUCCGCAAGAAGAUUCUGGCCUCAAAGCAGACGUUGAUGCAUGAGUUUAAGAAGCACGACCCGGCCAGGAAAGGUUUGAUCCCGGCAGCCGACUGGGUGGCCGUGAUGGAGCGACACUGCUCAUCUACCAUCCCCUGGCGCACGCUGCGCGAGAAGAUCGUGGCGGCGAAGAGCAACGGUCAGAUCCCCUACGUGGAGACAUUCUCCGAGGCCCCGCGGCCGACCGGCCCACGAGCGAGCACGCAGGAGAGCCCGAGCGUCGUGGAGGCGCUCUACCGCAACAGGGACCGGCUAGAGACCAUCUUCGGAUUCUGGACAAGGACCACUCUGGUAGAGAAGCGGGCCGCGGGGUCGCGCUCGCGGUUCCUCUCAUUGGACGAGUUCGCCGACGCUGCUCCCUCCUACGGAAACUACCUGUGCGAGCCGAUCCCAUACGACGAGAUGGUCAACAUGGCCAGAAGCAUGGACAUCAAUAAGGACGGCUUCAUCGACUUCAACGAGUUCCUGGAGACCUUUCGGCUGGUUGACAUGGAGGGGAGUUAUGCCGUGGAGGACGCGUGACAUUGAAAGCCGACAACAUCUGCCCGAUAUCGGUUGGUGGACCCGUGCAAUAUGUGCCGUCACAUCAAGAGGAACCAAACCGAGAUCUCUUGAAUGCGUUAUGCCGAAAAGCGCGCCGUAUAUCUACAUAAAUAUACCACGUGCCGGUCCAACGUGCUGGUUACACGUGAGAUGUAUCGGUCUUGUCGAAGGUGAGAAGCUUCCUGAAUGUGAGGAGUGCUGCUGAUUGCUUUUAUUCAGCAAAUAAUGCCGUUCCUCUUGGCCUCGGUCUGAAUGAACCGUAUUUUCUUAUCAGCUCCCACUACGCCCGAAGCAGAGUCGGGCAGGAUUGAGUGAUCUAUCGCCAUCAACAUUGCUGUGACCUGGGUGGCAACUUCGUACUGCGAGUAUGUAUUGCUUUGUGAUGACUUGCCAAAGCGCGCAGUUGUUUGCUAUUGUCGGUAGCCCAUUGGAUGGAUUGAGGGUGACAAAGAAUGACCGGAACGUUAGGA
Messenger RNA from Pollicipes pollicipes, 1418 nucleotides. RefSeq names its product serine/threonine-protein phosphatase with EF-hands 2. Gene Ontology annotation, molecular function: iron ion binding; phosphoprotein phosphatase activity; calcium ion binding. The record is from RefSeq and is a predicted model, not a curated record. Gene Ontology annotation, biological process: detection of stimulus involved in sensory perception. NCBI's taxonomy places the organism in Eukaryota, Metazoa, Arthropoda, Thecostraca, Pollicipedomorpha, Pollicipedidae.